Onthophagus taurus is the source of this 1158-nucleotide messenger RNA. It is a transcript of the gene Galt, whose product is annotated as Galactose-1-phosphate uridylyltransferase. Gene Ontology annotation, cellular component: cytoplasm. NCBI's taxonomy places the organism in Eukaryota, Metazoa, Arthropoda, Insecta, Coleoptera, Scarabaeidae. Gene Ontology annotation, molecular function: zinc ion binding; UDP-glucose:hexose-1-phosphate uridylyltransferase activity. The record is from RefSeq and is a predicted model, not a curated record. Gene Ontology annotation, biological process: beta-D-galactose catabolic process via UDP-galactose, Leloir pathway.
ACCUUCACUUUCAACGCGCAGUCGCUCUCUCAAAGUGAAUCAUAAAGUGUGUACUUUUAACACGAUGUCGUUCGAUCCAAACGAACAUCAACAUAAUAGAUAUAAUCCACUUAAAGACGAAUGGGUAUUAGUUUCACCCCAUCGAAUGUUACGACCAUGGAGUGGACAAGUUGAAAAUGCACCAACCGAUAAAACACCAUCAUUUGACCCUAAUAAUCCUUUAUGCCCAGGUGUAGAAAGACCGUGUGGGAUAAAAACUCCUGAAUACGACUCAGUGUACGUCUUUAAAAAUGAUUACCCCGCAUUAUUAGAAGAUAGCCCAUCUCCUAACGAUAACAAUGAUGAUUUAUUUAAAUCGGUAUCUGCUAAAGGUACUUGCAGAGUAAUUUGUUUCCACCCAAAAUCAGAUAUGCAUUUAGGAACGAUGAGAAACGAAGAAAUUCUGGAUGUAAUUAACGAAUGGGUAAAGCAGACGGAAGAUUUGGGAAAAAAAUACGUGUGGGUGCAAAUAUUUGAAAAUAGAGGUGCGAUUAUGGGCUGUUCUAAUCCGCACCCGCACUGUCAAGUUUGGGCGUCGAAUUUCUUGCCGAACGAACCGAGAAUUAAAGAUAAAAAUUUAAAAGAAUAUUAUCAAAAAAAUGGUCGUCCUCUACUAAUAGAUUACGUCAAAAAAGAAUUAGAUAAACAAGAAAGAAUUGUUUACGAAAACGACGAAUUCGUUGUUCUUGUACCGUAUUGGGCUUUUUGGCCGUUCGAAACGAUGGUGUUACCUAAAAAACAAGUUUUAAGAAUCACAGAUUUAAACGAAACUCAAAAAAAUUGUUUAGCCGAUGUUUUAAAGGUACUCGUUUCGAAAUAUGAUAAUGUUUUUAAAUGUAGCUUUCCGUAUUCGAUGGGAUUUCACGGAGCACCUACUGGUGAUGAAUAUAAACGAAAUCAAGAUCAUUGGAGUUUCCAUGCUAUGUUUUAUCCACCUUUGCUUCGAUCAGCUACCGUUAAGAAAUUUAUGGUCGGAUAUGAAAUGUUUGCUCAGGUUCAAAGGGAUUUAACACCGGAGAAAGCUGCAAAAGUUUUAAGAGAUCAGAAUAAUAUUCAUUAUAAAAUGAAUUGAUAAUAAAGUUGUGUAAAAUAAAAUAAAGGAUUUUAUCAACUUGCUAA